AGUCUAUUCAUCAGGCUUUAUUUACAUCAAGAGCUUGAACAAGAACUGAGAAUUCGCAACAGGAGGAAAAGAGAUGCAGCCGACGUCGUCGUCGUCGUCGUCGUCUCCAAAUCUGGCCGCUUCUUCUCCUCCUCCGCCGCCGCCGCCGCCGCAGCAGCAUCUCUUCUCCGGUUUUCCCAAGGAAUCCCGCAACCUCUACUGGAUCCUCCUCACCUCCCUCGUGUCCCUCUUUCUCAUCCUCUCCUUCUCCUACCCCUCUUCUUCCCCCUCUGCCUCCUCGUCCACUCCCCACGUCCGAUCUGCCGCCGCCGAAGCCGCCGCCCUCCUGUCCUCCUCCUCCCCGCCGCCUCCCUCUAUCGCCUACUUCCUCGCCGGCUCCGCCGGGGACAACGACCGCCUCCUGCGCCUCCUCCACGCCGUCUACCAUCCUAGAAACCUCUACCUCCUACUCGACGGCGCCGCUCCACAGGACCAGCGCGAACGCCUCGCCCUAGCCGUCCGGGAGGUCCCGGCCUUCCGAUCCGCACGGAAUGUUCACGUCGUGGGGAAGCCGGAUUUCGCCAACCCUCAUGGAAGCUCUUCCCUGGCCGCCACCAUCCAUGGCGCCGCGAUUUUGCUUCGGGUUGGAGCGGACUGGGACUGGUUCGUCAAUCUCGACGCGUCGGAGUACCCUCUUGUGACGCAGGAUGAUCUCCUUCAUGUAUUUUCUUUCCUACCAAAGGAUCUCAACUUUGUUCAACACUCCAGUUAUAUUGGUUGGAGAGAGUCACGGCAACUGAGACCUAUCAUUGUUGACCCUGGUCUAUACCUCUCGUCCAGGACUGAUAUCUUCUAUGCUACUCAGAAGCGCGAGUUUCCAAAUGCUUAUAAGUUGUUCGUAGGUUCUUCUUCUGUUAUUCUGAGUAGGAAGUUUUUAGAGCACUGCAUCUUGGGUACUGACAAUUUACCAAGAACUAUUCUGAUGUAUUAUGCAAAUACACCUUCACCGCAAACAAACUAUUUCCAAACUGUUCUGUGCAACUCGCCUGCAUUUAACAGAACUAUUGUUAAUCACCACCUGCACUACUCGGAACAGGAUGCAUCCCCAAAGAAGAAACUCCGCCUUUUGACUUUGGAUGACCUAAAAAACAUGACUAUCAGUGGUGUAGCCUUUGGUGCAAGGUUCUCUAAGGAUGAUCCUGUGCUAGAUCACAUUGACAAGGAAAUUUUGAGUAGAGAUCCUGGUAGGAUAGUUCCUGGAGGCUGGUGUUUAGGUGGCAGCCAUGGCGAUCCAUGCGCUGUGUGGGGUAGACCUGACGUUCUUACUCCAGGACCUGGAGCAACGAGGCUUGCAAAAUCUAUUGCAGAUAUGCUCUCGGAUGAGAGAUUUCAUUCACAGCAAUGUAUAUGGGACUGACGCUUGUAUGAGGUACUUCAGCUGCCACAAGAUUGUUGCAUAUCAUCACCCUACCUAUUGUUGUCUUGUCUUGUCUUGAGAUCAAUUUUGUACCAUGGAUACCACAAUUUUCUUAUGCAUGCAUCUUGUGAUCUUUUGCCUUGUGAAUGGCACUGUAAUUCCUUUUUCCAACUUAGAAAUUCUGAGUAGAUGAAUUUGAUUUCGUCUCUCAAAUAUACGGAACUUGGUUGUGCAAGGUGAACCAUGUGAUCUGGGGAUAUUCCAUUACAACAAUUGAAUAGAAAUUUGAUGACCUAUGUAAUA
This is a messenger RNA of Zingiber officinale, 1699 nucleotides long. RefSeq names its product beta-glucuronosyltransferase GlcAT14A-like. The coding region runs from base 74 to 1396 and encodes 440 amino acids. NCBI's taxonomy places the organism in Eukaryota, Viridiplantae, Streptophyta, Magnoliopsida, Zingiberales, Zingiberaceae. The transcript is spliced from 4 exons. The record is from RefSeq and is a predicted model, not a curated record. Gene Ontology annotation, cellular component: membrane. Gene Ontology annotation, molecular function: glucuronosyltransferase activity.